CCCGCUACUCUGCCUCUCGCAGCAGAUUGUUCAAUUUAGUCAAAGCCGGGUGGAGCCUAGUAUGAGUCGCUGAAGCAGAGGGAGGAAAUAACUCGCGAUUGUCAAAAAGGCACUUUUAGUCGCUUCGGCCCAGUUCCAUUGUAACAACCAUAGCGGAAAAUGACGACGACCACCACUUUCCAAGGGAUGGACCCCGGUUCUAAAAAUAGCUCCAGGGUGCUACGCCCUCCAGGUGGAGGAUCCAACAUCUCCUUCGGUACAGAUGAGGAAAACCCCCCCGCCCGCAAGAACAAAAUGGCCUCCAGCAUCUUUGCAGAGCCGGAGGAUCCCCAUGCUCAUCGCAGGAACAACCCACCUGGAGGGAAGCCCACCGGGGUUUUGUGUGGAGAGCCAUCAGCUCCACUCAGACGAUGCCACGCCCAGCCUGUUCAAAACAACUCUGCGACUGAGGCUGCCUUCACUGAGGAUGGAAACAGUGAAAAGGCAAAUGCAGUGGAGAUCUGCGAGGAGCCGGAGCCUGUCCAGGAACUGAAGGAUGAGGUGCCACUGCCCUCAGCACACGUGGAUUCUGCUGGGGGCCCUGCGAACCGGAGAAACCCCCCUGGCGGCAAGUCCAGUCUCAUCCUGGGCUAAGAGCUUGCUUUCCUUGAACUCAUCUGGAUUUAUUUUCUUUUUUAAAGACGUCUCCCCUUGCUUGUCUGUGUGAGCCAUGGAAUUUUGUCCAUUGUUUUGAAUUACCCCCCCCC
Molecule: messenger RNA, 746 nt
Organism: Paramormyrops kingsleyae
Lineage: Eukaryota; Metazoa; Chordata; Actinopteri; Osteoglossiformes; Mormyridae
Gene: jpt1a
Product: Jupiter microtubule associated homolog 1a
Cellular component (GO): nucleus
Source: RefSeq, a predicted model, not a curated record